Molecule: messenger RNA, 474 nt
Organism: Dichotomopilus funicola
Lineage: Eukaryota; Fungi; Ascomycota; Sordariomycetes; Sordariales; Chaetomiaceae
Exons: 1
Coding region: 1-474 (157 amino acids)
Biological process (GO): mitochondrial respiratory chain complex IV assembly
Cellular component (GO): mitochondrial matrix
Source: RefSeq, a predicted model, not a curated record
AUGCCCCCCCCACACCUCCACCCCCGCUCGCGCAUGACCUCCUCCCUCUUCGCCACCACAGUCCUCGCCAGCUUUCUCGUCGUCGCCCUGCCACAUAUCCUGCCUUGUCCCGCACCACGUCGAGCCUACGCCGAUGGUGGUGACGGCGCCAUUCCUGGACAGACGGGGGCCGACGGGGGGUCGGAUGGGGUGAGGGUUAGGAGGGGGAGGAGGAGGAGGGAGGGGAUUGCUAGUGCUGAUGGGGAAGUUGGUGCUGGGGUAGGUGGUGCUGCGGCGUCGGAAGGGAUGGGGGUGGUGGAAUUCAGGCCUGGGAUGGGGAAAGUGGGUGAGGAGGAGGGGGUUGUGAAGAGGAGGAGGGAGGGGCAAAAGAGGGAAUGUCCUGUGCCAAAACCGGGGGGGAUACUGGGGGAGUGGUUGGGGUUUCAUGGGGUAGCGGGAGAGGGAGAGGUGAAGAAGGGGAGGCCGGAUAGGUGA